CCAGGCGACUCGGCAACUCGGCUGUGGGCGCUCUCGUGCACUGUGUGCAGUUUGUGUUGUAACGUGUAUAGCGCGGGGUGCGGUGCGCAGUAUUCAUUCACCAAUUAGAGCUAUCCGUGUAUAGGACUGGCGCGGGAGUGCAGAGUGCUCACUGUGACUGGUGCCAGUGUUGUUAGAUCUACUCGUUGUCGCUGAUCUAUUCGUCUCCAGGUCUAUUCGCUGUCGGUGAUCUAUUCGAGAACGCAGCCGUGGGAUACCGUGAUUGGUUAUAUGUUCAAGAUGUCGAAGAGUCAGCAGCUGCCGUUCAAGAUGAUUCCCCUGCCAGACGACAUCCAGAAGAGAAUCGCCAGCGACUUCAGGGGCUUCCCCAACGGCCUUGUCAGCUGCAACCACUGGGGCUACAAGGUGUCCGCCACGACCACGGAACAAGAGCUGGAUGGCAUAUUCAACUACCCGCUGGAUCCACGUGACGUUUGGCUGGUGACGCCGCCAAAGUGCGGAACCACCUGGAGCCAGGAAAUGGUGUGGCUUAUCGCCAACGAUCUGGAUUAUGAAGGAGCCAAAUCACCACUGAUGCCAGACAGGUGGAACUUUCCCGACUUUGUGACCGUGAUCGACAAGGACGACAUGCCCCGCUGGUUCCGCGGUCCGACGGAUGACUUCAGCGCGCUGACCGGCGACCCACACCGACCGGCGCCGCGCUACGUCAAGUGCCACCUGCCACUGUCCAUGUACCGGCCGCAGCUGCUGGAGACCUGCCGGGUGGUCUACGUGGCCAGGAAUCCCAAGGACCUCUGCGUGUCCCUCUACCACCACAGCCGCUUCUUCUACUGCUACGACUUCGAGGGCGACUUCGAGCUGUUCCUGCAGUACUUCAUGGAUGGCAACAUUACCGAUCUUCCCUGCGUGGAGCACAUGAUAGAGGCCUGGAACCUGCGUCCCCACCCCAACCUCUGCUUCCUCUUCUACGAGGACAUGAAACGCGAUCUCAAAUCGCAGAUCCGCAAGGUGGCCAAGUUCCUGGGAAAGGAUUUCUCUGAAGAACAGGUGACCAAGCUGGCCGAGCACCUGCACAUCGACAACUUCAAGAAGAACCCCUACGUCAACCGAGAGAACCUAAAACAGGAUGGCGUGGCGUACACUGACAGAACCGACUUCAUCAGGAAGGGCAAGACGGGCGAUUGGAAGGGCGCUUUCACAGCCGAGAUGAACGACAAGUUCGACCGCUGGCUCGAAGACAAGCUGAAGGGAACUGACCUCAGGUUCACCAUGGAGCUGGACACGCAAGAUUGACUCGACCGGACCCAGAGGCUUCCAACGUGGUACAAUCGUGGACAAAACCCAAAGGCUUGGAAAGGGUUUAGGGGUGCGCUGUAAAAAUUGGUAAAUUCUCUCCAGUGAGGCUUUGUCAUGUGAUAGCCGAAAUGAAUAUAAUAUAGCAUGAUCGCCAUUUUGGGCGCGGCAACUG
Amphibalanus amphitrite is the source of this 1468-nucleotide messenger RNA. RefSeq names its product sulfotransferase 1C2-like. The record is from RefSeq and is a predicted model, not a curated record. Gene Ontology annotation, biological process: sulfation. Bases 271 to 1293 code for a protein of 340 amino acids. NCBI's taxonomy places the organism in Eukaryota, Metazoa, Arthropoda, Thecostraca, Balanomorpha, Balanidae. Gene Ontology annotation, cellular component: cytoplasm. The transcript is spliced from 5 exons. Gene Ontology annotation, molecular function: sulfotransferase activity.